Messenger RNA from Dendronephthya gigantea, 759 nucleotides. RefSeq names its product coiled-coil domain-containing protein 57-like. The coding region runs from base 1 to 759 and encodes 252 amino acids. NCBI's taxonomy places the organism in Eukaryota, Metazoa, Cnidaria, Anthozoa, Malacalcyonacea, Nephtheidae. The record is from RefSeq and is a predicted model, not a curated record. The transcript has 5 exons.
AUGUUCAUGUUGGGAAACUCGUGUAUCGUGUUGAAGAUUUCUAUUAAAGAUGUAACUUCAGGUCUUGAUCUUACUUUUUUCUUUAGGAGGCAGAAAGAGUUGUCUUUAUCUUUGGAGAGAGAGUCGUCGUUGGAACGUUCUGGGGCUCAGCUAGAGUUAGAUUGGCAGCGCAGAUCUGAUAACGAAGAGAGAACUGGGUAUGAUAAACAAGAAGAACUAGUUAAGAAUUUAACACAAGACAAAGAAGAGGCGUUAUCGUUGGUGAAACAACAGAAACGUGAACUGCUUCACAAGGAUAGUGUUAUCCAUAUUUUGAAGACACAAAGAGAUGAAUCAGUUUCUAUCCUCAAGCUUCAUGGACUAACCGUGCCUUCCGAAAUAUCAGUUCAGACUUCAGUAUCUUUUCUUGUUGAAGUUGAAGAUGUUGGCACACCAGCAGGGAAUACGAAUAAUGAAGAACUUCAAAUUCAGAACGAAAAUUUGCGUCAUGUUACUCAUCAAAUGAGAGAGGACAUGGAGGAUUUGCUGACGAAAAAGUUGACGCAACGUACCACUGGAUCGAUUACUAAUGCAGGAGAUGGCGUACCCAUUACGGAAGAAUAUGUGACAAGUCUGGAAAAAGAAAUUCGAGAAGUGAAGGCGAGAAACCGCGAACUGACCCAAUCCAUGGCUAAUAAAAAUGCUAAAACUGAAAAUACUGAGCCAACUUACGUUUUAGUAGCCAGCUUGUCGAUUUGUCUCACUAUGCUAAUAUUUUAG